Acanthochromis polyacanthus (spiny chromis) is the source of this 6825-nucleotide messenger RNA. RefSeq names its product heparan sulfate 6-O-sulfotransferase 3b (gene hs6st3b). Gene Ontology annotation, molecular function: heparan sulfate 6-sulfotransferase activity. The transcript is spliced from 2 exons. Gene Ontology annotation, cellular component: membrane. Bases 651 to 1961 code for a protein of 436 amino acids. NCBI's taxonomy places the organism in Eukaryota, Metazoa, Chordata, Actinopteri, Pomacentridae. The record is from RefSeq and is a predicted model, not a curated record.
UGGGCUCUGGCUUUCCACUGUGUUAAACAAGAUUAUGGGAUGGAUGCGGAUGGGAUGUGGAGCUUUCUCCCAGCCCAACCACGACGAGAGCGUAACGCAUAUUUGUCGGCUCGGAUGCAGCAGCAUCCUCUCAAAAGCCCUGCUUCAGCACAGUCAGUCAGACUGUCUGAGCCCGUAUAGGAUGCUGUAGAUGUGCAGGAGCCAGCCCAGCAGUGCGAGCCGUCCAGGCGACGAAAAGUCUCUCAACGAAAUGUAAUUUAGACCGCAUGGGAUCAGCUGUAAGAAUAAAGAAGGAGUAGGAAAAAAAGAAAGGGAAAAAAACUCUCUUCGAUUUCCUCGUUUUCAACUUGAUUCCGGAGCAAUGGGAGUCGUCGAUGCAGCUCCACACCGGCUUCAGAAGUUGGACAGCCAGAGAUUUAAAUGCCAUGACUCUUGAAUUUGGACAAGAUUUCCAGCGCAGAAACCAAAAAGGUGGACUUCUCCUUUUGUGCAUGUGACGUGUGUUUGGAGGGUUUUAUCUGAUCAACAUGUGGCACUUAAAUAACAGGCACCUUUAAUCUAUUUCUGAGCCAUGGAGGAAUAUUGAUCUCCAAAGAGCCCAUGGGUGCUGCUUGUUAUUCACAGUAAUGGAAUGAAGACACUAUCUUGAUAUGAUGGAUGAUAGAUCCAGUAAGCUGAUUUUGGUUCCUAUUUUAGCCGUGCUUUUUGUUAUGAUAGGCUACCAGUACAUAUGUCCUGCAGGCAGCAAUUCAUGCCACUUUAAGACUGAGGAGAAAUUAAGAGGGGUGAGUCUACUUUCAUCCUCGUAUCAGGACAGCGAUGAUUUCUACAGAGAUCAAGACCUGGAGGAUGACAGCCCUGCCAAACUGCCGUCCAAAUUCAACUUCACCGAAAGAGACCUUGACAGACACGUGGAGUUCAACAUCAAGGGGGACGACGUGAUCGUGUUUUUGCACAUCCAGAAGACCGGGGGAACCACUUUCGGGAGGCACUUGGUGAGGAAUAUUCGCUUGGAGCAGCCGUGCGACUGCAAGCCCGGACAGAAGAAAUGCACAUGUCACCGACCGGGGAAAGAGGAGUCCUGGCUCUUCUCCCGGUUCUCCACCGGCUGGAGCUGCGGGCUGCACGCAGACUGGACCGAGCUAACGAACUGUGUGCCUGUCAUUAUGGAUAAGAAGGAGGCCCAGAGGAAUAAAAGGAACUUCUACUACAUCACCAUGCUGCGCGACCCAGUCUCCCGCUACCUGAGCGAGUGGAAACAUGUCCAGCGAGGAGCCACAUGGAAAACCGCCCUCCAUAUGUGUGACGGACGCUCGCCCACCCAAGACGAGCUGCCCACCUGCUACAGCGGGGACGACUGGUCCGGUGUCACCCUGACAGAGUUCAUGAACUGCCCGUCGAACCUGGCCAACAACCGUCAGGUCCGCAUGCUGGCCGACCUGAGCCUGGUGGGCUGCUACAACCUGACCUCCAUGAACGAGAGCCAGCGCAAUCAAAUCCUUCUGGGCAGCGCCAUGAGCAACCUGAAGAACAUGGCUUUCUACGGCCUGACUGAGUUCCAACGCAAGACGCAGUACCUGUUUGAGCGGACGUUCAGCCUGCGCUUCAUCUCCGCUUUCACUCAGAUCAACAGCACGCGAGCCGCUAACGUGGACCUGAGCGAGCUCGUGCGCAGACGGAUCGAGGAGCUCAACUUCUUGGACGUGCAGUUGUACGAGUACGCGAAGGACCUGUUCCUCCAGCGGUUCCAGUUCACCCGCCAGAGGGAGCACCAGGAAGUGCGCUUGAAGAGGCGCGAGGAGAGGCGUUGGCUGCGGGAGCAGAGGGAGCAGGGCAGGCCGUGGCCGACCAAACACAGAGGAGGCGGGAACAAAGGAGGGAGAGGAGGCUUGGAGAAGGAAACUGACAAUGAUUUUCCAACCACUACUGAGGACUACACAAGCCAAGUGGCCCAUUGGUGAGGCUUUGUUCCCAUAAAGAGAGAGGAGCAAGAGAGAGCAGCUGAUGGAGACUCCUCACAGACUAGUUGAAACAUUUCCUUUGACUCUCUCUUGCACAUCUUGCGUCUCUCUUUGUGUCUCACCAUUAAUCUGUCUCCUGCAUCUAUCUGUUUUGUCAGCUUCAGUGUGAUCCGAGUGCUCCGCAAUCUCUUUACGAAAACUGCCAAGUCUGUGAGUCUCACAGCAGCUCUGUCUUGGAGUGCCCUUUGGUGUCUUAAAUCUUUAAAUGCUGUUCAUAUAUUUUGUCAUUUAAUUAUUGCCUUGGUUAUUUAUAUUUUGUUGAAUGAGAUUAUAAAUUGAGGGGAAAUAAGAAGAAGAGAAAAAACAAAAGAAGCUGCUAUAGAUAUUUUUAUUUUGACAUUCACUGCAAAACUGAUGAGCGUCAUUGAAUUUAUUGUGUACGUUGCAAAUGGCAGAAAACAUUUCAACUGAGAGUUGUAGAAGAAGAACUGAUGGUUGCAUGUCACACAUCCACAUUGUACUUACAAUUGGGAAGAAUGAUUUCCAAAAGAUAGACAGUGCAGAGGCAAAGUGAAUAAUGACCACAAUGUAUGUAUUUUAUUUUACUUUAAAGCCUCUCUUAAGACCACAUUUUAUGCAUGCAGUACUCAUCUUGAAAUCAAAUUAUAAAAGACUGUCUCUGAUGCUGAUAUUUUGUUUACAGUGCAAUAUACACUACCAGUCAAAAGCUUGAACACACCUUCUCAUUCAAUGUUAUUUUAUUUACUUUUACUACUUUCUACAUUGUAGAUACAUGCUGAAGACAUCAAAACUGUGGAGCAAGAUGUAUGGAAUUAUGUAGCAAACCUACAAUUGUGAAAUAACUCUAAAUAUGUUUUAGAUUUUAGAUUCUUCAAAGUAGCCACCCUUUGCUUCAAUAACAGCUUUUCAAACCUUUGGCCCUCUCUCAAUGAGCUUCAUGAGGUAGUCACCUAAUUUGAGGAAUUUAUUGCCUAUAUAGUGGGGUUAGGACCAUCAGUUGGGUUGUGCAGAAGUCAGUUUGGUCCACAGUUGACAGCUCUAUUUGACAACUGUUAGAAUCCAUAUUAUGGCAAAAACUGAUCAGCUAAGUAGAAAGAAACUACAGUUCAUCAUUGCUUUAAGAACUGAAGGUCAGAAAACUACAAAAACUUUGAGCGUAUCCCCAAGCGCAGUUGCAAAAACCAUCAAGUGCUACGAUGAAACUGGCUCACAUGACAACUGCUCGAGGAAAGGAAGACCAAGAGACACCUCUGCUGCUGAGGAUAAGUUCAUCUGAGUCACCAGCCUCAGAUACUGCAAGUUAACAGCUCCGCAGAUUAGAGCCCAGAUAAAUGCCACACAGAGUUCUAGUAGCAGACACAUCUCUACAUCAACUGUUCAGAGGAGACUCACCAAUCAGGCCUUUAUGGUCAAAUAGCUGCUACAAAACCACUACUAAGGAAAAGCAACAAGCGGGAGAGAUUUGUUUGGGCCAAGAAAUGCAAGGAAUGGACCUUAGACCAGUGGAAAUCUGUGCUUUGGUCUGAUGAGUCCAAAUUUGAGAUCUUUGGUUCCACCUGUCGUGUCUUUGUGAGACCAGAAAAGGUGAAUGGAUGGUCUCUACAUGCAUGGUUCCCAUCGUGAAGCAUGGAGGAGGAGGUGUGAUGGUGUGGGGGGGCUUUGCUGGUGACAUUGUUGGGGAUUUAUUCAAAAUUGAAGGCACGCUGAACCAACAUGGCUACCACAGCAUCCUGUAGCAACAUGCCAUCCCAUCUGGUUUGCAUUCAGUUGGACCAUCAUUUAUUUUUCAUCAGGACAAUGACCCCAAACACACCUCCAGGCUGUGUAAGGGCUAUCUGACCAAGAAGAAGAGUGAUAGAGUGCUGCGUCAGAUGACCUAAACCCAAUCGAGAUGGAACUCUCGAUGAAGCGCAGAGUGAAGGCAAAAGGGCCAACAAGUGCUCAGCAUCUCUGGAAAUUCCUUUAAGACUGUUGGAGAAUCAUUUCAGGUGACUACCUCAUGAAGGUCACUGAGUGAAUGCCAAGAAUGUGCAAAGCAGUAUUCACAGCAAAGGGCUGCUAUUUUGAAGAAUCUAAAAUAUAAAACAUGUUAUGACUUUGUUCACACUUUUGUGUUUACUAUAUAAUUCCACGUGUUCAUUCAUAGUUUUGAUGCCUUCAGUGAGAAUCUACAAUGUAAAUAGUCAUGAAAAGGUGUGUCCAAACUUUGGACUGGCAGGUUAUAUUACAUUCUCAAGUGCAGAACCUUGCAGACUUUAAAACCUCUCUCGAAAGACGACACAAAGGCAGUCCCAUGGCGGUCAGACGGCACGCUGCUGUGAGUCAUUUAUUUUUGAAGAAGUGGGUUGCAGAGAUUUAAAAAAAGUUGGUAAAUAAUACAGGUGAUGAAAUGUGUCAGUGUGGCUGGUAUGUGGCCUGACUGUGAAUGAGUUGAUCAGCAUUCAGCGCUCAUGCCCCUCCCCGUCACACUGGCUGCUUUUACAUAUUUGUAGAGCUGACGGCAUCUGCACUGUGGGCAGUGAGAGCGCUCUAACAGCAGCAGAGUGCCAGGGUACAAAGACGAGCCUCAAAGCAGAUAGACGAGAAAUAAAACAUUUCUGUCAUUCCCCUCCGCCUGAUAGUUUCCAGCCCCUCAAAUCCAGCUUGUUUUUUUAUCUGGUUAAAUAGGCUUCAGUGGCUGUGAUGCUUUUUAUGUCUCUUAUCUCUUUUUCACUCGCAGCCCUUUGCUUAUCAAAUGCUCCGUAAAUGUCAACACUGAAGUCAUAUAGCGGCUGCUAUUGUAACAGUAAUUUCUCAUGUUUCUACUCUGAUUGCAGUUGCUUAUAAAAUACCUCAUGUGGCACCGUUUUGGUUCGUUUUGUUCCGUCUCGUCUGAGUGAUCCGUCCAGCUGGUGCAGCGAAUGUGUGGUUUGUGGUGUUUGGAGCUGCUGGGACGUGUUCUGGGGGCAACUGUCUGUGUGGAUGCACUAGUGUCUGUGUGAGAUUGUAAGUGUAUGGAUGGAUGGGGCACAGGAAGAUGAAGUGUAUAGCAUAUAGAUAACAACCAAUUGUUUCAAGUGUAGCUAACCCCCUUGCAACUCUAAGUACUGAAUUGUCCUUUGCAUAAUAGAGCCCAUGUAACAUUCGUGAAGCAGCAGUGGAAUAUUAUGACAAGAACAUCUAAUUUCAUAACAAGCCAUUGAUGAUAGGUAAUUUGGGCCCUUUUCAUCUUAAAAGCAUUAUAGUUAAAUGUAAAAAUCCCUCUGAAAUGCGUUGCCGUUUUGAGAGAAAUUUUCAAGCAGAGUGUAAAGUACUUUUAAAUUUUGUUAUAAUACAGCACUUUAGCAAAUGUGCUUUGCACCACUGAAUUUGAUUGACAGCGCUCUGGCGUUCCAACCCAGUCAGCAGAACAUAUAGAAGAAGCUCUCUCUUGAAAAGCAACGAAAACUGCUGCAAUGUUCACCAGACGACCACGUGUUCGUCUCGAAUGUUUACUUGCAAUGUAAUAUUUUUUUAUGCUCUUUUCACAUAAGAUGACAUGACAUGUCACAGUAAGAAAAGCACAUGUGUAAAUAAUAAAACACGUAAGUGUAUUCCAUUUAUCUGCUUGUUUUCAAGGUCCUGCCAUCGUAACACUUGUGCUCUUCUUACUAUGAAAAUGUCUAUUGUAGCCUAUUGAAAAAAUUUGAGCACCUCUUCAACCAAAUACGCAGUGAAAGCAUUUACCGUUAGUUCUAUUGCAGUUGAAACAUGAGGACAUUUAUUAUAGAAUCCCUAAAGGACAAGUUUGUUUUCCUUUGUAUCACUUUAUAAUACAGCCUACAAUUUACAGAGGGUUUCAUUGUGCAGUAUGAAUACAGGACUAUGUACGACAAUAAUGACUGCAGGAAACAAGAAGAAAUACGGUACAUAAUGUGGAACCAUUCUUUUAAAAGAAAGUUACAUGCAGCGCUGCUGUGUUGCGAAAUUACAAUGUUCCCCAGUGAUAGAUGGCAAGAGCAGUAGAAAUGUCAUAUAGGUAUUAAUGAAACACUUGGAAAUGUGCUAGGAGCCCAGGAUUUGUCAGUAUGCAUAUGUGUGAGUGGUGGAGUGUGUGUGUAUGUGUGUCUUAUCAUUGAAUUAUUGUAAAGUCAAUAAAAUUCACAAACCGUGCAUUCAUUGCCUGGAUAUAAUCUAAAAAAUAUAUAUAGAGAUAAAAGCUCACUUUUAAAGGUCUCAUUUGUUCAUGAGCAAUUUUUCUCCUAGUUGCAGUUUGCCCUUUUUGUACCGAGCUUUGUCUAUGCCAGCCCUCUCUGCUUAUUACCUUUCUGGGCACAGAAAAUAUCAAAGUUGAACAGUUAAAGACUAAAACAUGAAUAUGCUGUUGAAAUUCAGGCUUCUCAUCGCUGUGAUUUCUGCACAUCCGCUUCACCAAAUGACGUCCUGCAAGACUUUCCACCCAUUAGAGAGGUGCAGUUCAGAUUAAGAUGUAAAUAAAGUGAUAAAAAAAUAAAACAUGGAUUCGCAAUCAAAAUUAUACUGCCAUUCCCAGAAAUGUGUGACAUGCCACUUCUUUUAAAGGAGUUUAAUGAACAUGUACUGCCACUCCAUGGAAGCGCAUUUCUCUGAGAGCUGAUUUAUCUGUUUAUUUAAAUGGUUUGAACAGCUGAAGAAUGGCUUUGGCUGAUGGUAAUCGGUAAUGACGGAGGAGAGCUUUCUCGGUAUAAGAAUUUCUAUGUACAUAUUAAAAGUCUUGUGAUGAAAAGAACAAUCUAAAAGCCUUUUGGCGUGUUAUAUUUAAUCUGCCAGUUUUUCUUGUCAGACCUGAAAAAAUGAGUGAGUUCUGCUUAAACACAUCAGAAAUAAAUGCAUCGAAUGGCCAUGA